Molecule: messenger RNA, 1446 nt
Organism: Pocillopora meandrina
Lineage: Eukaryota; Metazoa; Cnidaria; Anthozoa; Scleractinia; Pocilloporidae
Source: the annotation of a GenBank genome assembly
AUGAGCAAAAAAGGCUGGUUGAAAGUAGAUGAUGUUACGUCACUAACAAAAGAGGAAGAAAAUGACAGACAGCAACGAGUAUAGAUUGCCAGCGGCAAACGAAAUGCCAGGCGUACGGACCAUGAAGAUUUCCCUGGUGAAUCAGCGAAGAGAGCAAGAACAAACAAUGCCAGUUUGUUGGAAGUCUGCAUUGAUAAAAUAAUCUCCUUUGGAAAGCUGACUGGUGACACCGUGAACUUGUAUUUUGAAUCUUUGAGAAAUAAUCAGGUAUUUGGAGAAGGGCAGUGGGGAUUUGCAACUUCCUACUUUUAUCCUUCAUUACAUCGACCGGUCGAAAAAUCUACAUACUCCAAACACAUAGGCAACAAGACUCUGUGGGAGUACGAACAAUUAAUGGUACCAGUGCACCUUCCUACUGAACACCAUUGGCUCCUGAUCGUCAUAAGUGUUAUUAAUCUGUGCCUUUACCUUUAUGAUUCCGCUAUUUGUACCACAGCAACUCAUCAAACAAUUUUCGACACGAUCAAAGAAAGAUUCAUCAGAAAUGAACUUCAGUGGCUUUCUGAUGAGGACAAAACUCUCUUCCAGGAGGAUAAUUGGGACGAGUGUACACCUCAAUGUCCAAAGCAAAGGAAUGAUACCGAUUGUGGUGUAUUUACUUGUCCUUUCGCAAAACAGUUAUUGUUUUCGAGAGACAACCACUCCGGUCUUACUCUCAACGAAGAUCUUCGAACUGAAAUGGCAAUUGAUUUAUUAAAUCUUGCAUCAGCUUUGCGCAGUGACGAUCUACCGGAAGUUUACCAGUGGAUGACAGACUGCCAGCAAGCUUCCGACAACAGCGCAUCACCAAAAAGUCGGUUGGAUAAGGAAGUGGGAAAUGCAGGACUCACGUAUCGCCAGCCCCCAACCCCCGCAGAUGGGAACUGUUUAUUCCAUGCGAUGAACGACCAACUAAUUCGCCUAGGAAGAGUAUCGUGCAGUGGCACAAAAUUGCGAUCUGACCUUGUAAAUUAUCUCCGAAGUAAUCCAGCCACCCCGGACGGCACUCAUUUUAGUGAAUUUAUCAAUCUUGGAGCAUGGGAUACCUAUCUGCGGAGGAUGGCUAUGGAUGGCGAGUGGGGUGACUGGAUUGCCCUACGGGGCCUUAUUAACAUGCUCGAAAUCCCGGUGGCCAUCGUGUCAAGCUUAGGAGAAACAGGAUUGAACGUCAUCUACCCAGCCGAUUAUCAAAACGAAGCGCAAGCAACUGGAGAUAUGGCCUUGCUGGGACAUGAAGCUGAGCUUCAUUAUCAUAGCCUGGAACCAAUGGCUUCUCAGAAACCACAACUAGCCCUUGUCCAGGAAUUAAAGAAAAAAAUAUGGCGAAGGAAAAAUAACAGAAGAAAUUUUUCCCAAAUGUGGAAGACAAUUCGAGUGCUACACACGAGGUGUUUUUCAGAGCGGUGA